Kogia breviceps (pygmy sperm whale) is the source of this 8650-nucleotide messenger RNA. Lineage: Eukaryota; Metazoa; Chordata; Mammalia; Artiodactyla; Physeteridae. The record is from RefSeq and is a predicted model, not a curated record.
CAGGUACUGACUCCAGGCCCAGGUUUGGGAGAAGGCUGCCCGGCUUUGGAUACAGGCUCUGCACGCAGCCAGCUGUGCAGCCUGGCCUCUCGGUGUCCCUUGUGUAACGUGGGGUCGUAAUAGCACCUACUCAUUGAAUUGUUCUGAGGAUUAAAUGCCUCAAUACAUGUAAAACCUUGAGAGUGGCACCUGGCAUGUAAUUUGUGCUCAGUAAUUAAUAGUUAUUAUUAUGAAGAAUAAAUAUAUGGUCUGCGUAUAGCAAUAAGGAGCUUUGGGUCUCUAAAGAGGGGUCAUUUAUUUCUGAGAACUAUACCCUUUUUCUUAGAGGUAGGAAAGGCUUCACUGCCAGUUACUAGAAUCCUGCCGGCCCGUGGAGAGCUGUGUAACAGUGGGUCUAGAAUAGAUUGGCUUUGCGGGAUAGACGUGGUGCUUUUUCCGGUACAUGUGUUACUGAUCUGGAAGCGGCGGCUAGGACUUAAUAGUCACGAGGUUGCCAGCUGACGGCUUUGACAGAGGCAGGAGGGUGCGUGCGCGCCGGUGCCACUUCCUAAUUUAUUGCCUGGUUUUGCCCUUUCUGGGACUUACCCAAGACGGUGGCGAGCUGCCGUCAGUCUGUUCUCUCUGCUCCCUUUGGAGAGACCCUCCCUCCGCUCUGCAGGUGAUGUGUCACCAAUCAGUAUGUCUCCCAUCAGUCAAUCUCAGUUUAUCCCACUCGGGGAAAUCCUUUGCUUGGCCAUCUCCGCAAUGAACUCGGCAAGAAAACCUGUCACCCAAGAAGCACUGAUGGAGCACCUGACCACCUGUUUCCCAGGUGUUCCCACCCCAAGCCAAGAAAUUCUCCGGCAUACGCUGAACACGCUGGUCCGGGAGCGGAAGAUCUACCCGACUCCAGAUGGCUACUUCAUCGUAACCCCACAGACUUAUUUCAUAACUCCUUCCCUCAUAAGAACUAACAGUAAAUGGUACCAUUUGGACGAGAGGAUACCUGACAGGUCUCAGUGUACCUCUCCCCAGCCCGGGACCAUCACGCCCUCUGCCUCAGGCUGCGUCAGGGAAAGAACGUUGCCCAGGAACCACUGCGACUCUUGCCACUGCUGCCGGGAAGAUGUGCACGGCGUGCACGCGGCCACCCUGCAGAGGAAGCCCGCCAAGGACUGCAAAGACCUGUACUGCCCUCCUUCCCUCUGCCAGGUGCCACCCACUGAAAAGAGCAAAAGUACUGUCAACUUUUCGUAUAAGACGGAAACUCUCUCCAAACCUAAAGAGAGUGAAAAGCAGUCCAAAAAAUUCGGGCUCAAGUUAUUCCGGCUCAGUUUUAAAAAAGACAAGACCAAACAGCUAGCCAAUUUUUCCGCCCAGUUUCCUCCCGAAGAGUGGCCCCUGCGGGAUGAGGACACGCCGACUACUAUCCCUCGGGAGGUGGAAAUGGAGAUCAUUAGGCGUAUUAACCCGGACUUGACCGUGGAAAAUGUCAUGAGGCACACUGCACUAAUGAAGAAACUUGAAGAGGAGAAAGCACAUAGGAGCAAAGCCGGGUCCUCCGCCCAUCACAGCGGAAGAAGUAAAAAGAGUCGAACUCAUCGCAAGUCCCAUGGAAAGUCUCGGUCGCACAGCAAGACACGAGUGUCCAAAGGAGACCCGUCAGAUGGUUCCCAUCUGGACAUCCCGGGUGAGAGGGAGUAUGACUUUUGCGAUCCUCUCACCAGGGCUCCCCGGGAAGGCUGCUUCAUCAUCGAACACAAAGGUGAUAACUUCAUCAUGCAUAGCAAUGCGAACGUGAUUGAGUCUCAUUUCCCCAUGACCCCAGAAUGGGACGUGUCUGGGGAACUGGCCAAAAGGAGAACUGAGAUGCCUUUUCCUGAGCCUUCCAGGGGAAGCUCCCACUCAAAAGUGCACCGAAGCCACAGCCAUACCCAGGACCGAAGGUCCAGGAACGAGAGAUCCAACAAGGCCAAGGAGAGGUCCAGAUCCAUGGAUAACUCCAAAGGUCCUCUGGGUGCUUCUUCUCUGGGCAUGCCUGAAGACCUGGCUGAAGGCUGUAGCCAAGAUGACCAGACCCCCAGCCAAUCCUACAUUGACGACAGUACUUUAAGGCCUGCACAGACUGUCAGUCAUCAAAGGGCUCACAUUUCGUCCACAAGCUACAAAGAGGUGUGUAUUCCAGAAAUAGUCAGUGGCUGCAAGGAACCUCCCAGUGCUUGCAGCCUCUUGGAGCCAGGCAAACCGCCUGAGAGUUUGCCAUCCUUUGGUGAACUCAACUCUUGUCCAACAAAAACAGCUACAGAUGACUAUUUCCAGUGUAACACCUCCAGCGAGACGGUGCUCACGGCGCCGUCACCUCUGGGAAAGAACAAAGAGGACCAUGACACUCUGACCCUGGCAGAAGGGGUGAAAAAGCUGCCUCUGUCGGACUGGCAGGCCCCACAUCCCUCCAGGGAGCCUGUAGGACACAAGGAGGAGUCGCCAAAGGGGCCGGGCGGGGGCCCAGCGGCUUCGGGCGCUGUGGCCGAAGGGAUUGCCAAUGGACGCCUCAUCCAGCAUCACAGUGCCGAGCCCAGCAGCCUGGACAAGAGGAAAGAGAUAUUCAGCAAAGACACACUGUUCAAACCUCUUCACAGCACCUUGUCUGUAAACAGCUUUCACAAAUCAAGUCUGUCCGUCCUCAAAUCUCACCCGAAGACACCUGCGGACACACUGCCAGGCCGAUGUGAGAAACUGGAGCCAUCCCUAGGGACCUCGGCUGCACAAGCCAUGCCAGCUUCCCAGCGUCAGCAGGAGUCGGUGGGGAACCAGGAGGCCUCUUUUGACUAUUACAACGUCUCUGAUGAUGAUGAGUCUGAGGAAGGGGCAAACAAGAACACCGAGGAGGAGAAAAACAGAGACGAUGUGGGCACCAUGCAGUGGCUCCUGGAAAGGGAGAAAGAAAGAGACUUGCAGAGGAAAUUUGAGAAGAACCUCACCCUCCUUGCCCCAAAGGAAACCGACAGCGGCAGCAACCAGAGGGCCACCCAUUCAGCGCGUCUGGACAGCAUGGACAGCAGCAGUAUCACGGUGGACAGCGGAUUCAACUCCCCACGCACUCGGGAGAGCCUGGCUUCCAACACAUCAAGCAUUGUUGAAAGUAGCCGUCGUCAGAACCCUACCUGGAGCCCGGCCCAUGGUGGAGCCGGCCCGGCCUUCAAUUUCCGAGCAAGUACGGACAGCCCCACAAACGAAGCUGAGAAAUUACAGAAACCUUCCAGCUGCUUGCAAGCUUCUGUUACUAGUGUGUGACAGUCAUCCUGCCUCAGAUCUCCUGUCUCAUUCGAUACAGCCAAGUUUACGACACUGGGACUGAUGUUUACAUCUUUGGAAAGACAAGCAUCUCAACGGCAGUUUUUGUGUUGACUUAAACUGUGCUGCUAAGUAGUCUAGGGCAAAAAACAACAGCAACAAAAUCUUUAUUUCAGAGUAUUGCUUUUCACAUUUAUGGCUCUGUAGCAACAAGAAUAGCAGUAGAGGUGAUAUGUAUACUUUUGCUUCACUAAUUGUAACUGAGCACACAUAGGAAAGUCUAGACACUGUCCGUGUAAUAAUAUGCAUUUUCGAUGUCAUGCAGUUGCCAAGUCCAUUCUAAAAUGCCACAGAUGUGCGUUGCUCCCAGUCUGUGACCAAACGGUGCCACAGAACUGAUCCUUGACACUUCCCAAAACAAAAAACAAAACACAAAAAAACUAAGCCUCCACAAAAUGUCAAAUGCAAGGGUCUACCUUGAGGGAAAUCAAUGCCAAACUGACUAAAAGGGACCCCAGCCCUUUGUGUGUGAAUCGUUUAGGCCCCAGUCAUUUUGCACUGUGAGUUUUCGUGACAAGACUUUGCAGGAGCCCAUGGAAGUGUGUCAGAAGGGGUCGUGAUCCAAAUACUGGGAGUGUUUGUUUGCAGGAUUUUGCUUUUAAGUGUCACGGAUGCUUGUCUGGUUUUCUUUAACCUUCCAUAAUCACAAACAGGGAUAUAGGCCUUUGAAUCUGAAGUGGACAAAGGAAGGGUCUCCCAGCCUGGCUGGGGUACAGCACGAAGUGAUGGAGGUGAUGGGGACUUGUAAAGGUGUUCAUCAGAUACUGAAGGAAGAUCAUUUCCUCCUUGUGAUACUUAACGGUGAUGCUAUCUUACUAUAAUAGAUAUGAUAAUUUGUUUAAAAUCAAAAUGUUCUUUGUGAUACAAAUGAAGACUACGGCCUGGGGACGUUAUUCUUUCUAAUGGAAGGACAUAAAUCUAUUUUAUGUAGUUUUAAAUAGAAUGCCUAAAUUAGGCUGUGGGAGAUAAUUUUUAGUGGUUAUAGGAAAGAGCAAAUUUAGGGGGAGUUGAACUUCAGGCCUUUUAUUCCUGGGAAGAUAUCUAUAGAGAAAACUUUAAAAUACUUUUUGAUUAGAAAUAUACAUGUGCCCAUGUAAUUAACAACAGAAUGUGACCAUUCUGCAAGGGUGGUGUAAUCCUAACUUGUACGCCCCUAAAAUUUAUUAGAAUAACAAUUAUGCAUACAUGAACUAUGCCAGAGUAAUGUUUACAGAUACUGCGUAACCAAUUUCAGGAGGAAUUUUUAGGUAGAUGUAUAGUUUUUAGCCCAACUUAUUUCAGAAUGGUUUGUUAACAUUUUGCUUUGGUUUACAAUAUGUCAUGGUGAAUACAAAGAAGGUUCUCAGCAGCAAAGGGAUUACAAACAGUCAAGAUUCAGCCUUCUAAGAAAGAGGCACCUCAAAGUUCCCAUGUCUUAUUUUAUGAGAACCGUGGAAUAAAUCUAUAGAUAAUGGAAAAUUAUUCACAAAAGGGUUACAUGUGACACGAGUAAAUGGCCUGGCAAAAAGUUUUAUUUAGUUAAGUGGCGUGUGAUGUUUGGAGCCAUAUACCGUAAAAUAUAUAUCCAAAUAUUUUCACCUCAGAUUUCAGGAAUUGGCAUAGAAUCUGUGAAACACUUCUGCUUCGGUAUUAGGUUGAAUCACUAGCCAUCUGUUUAAAGAGUGGAGUCAUAUACACAGUUGAACUGUUUCUUGAAACAUUUGGACCCUUCCUCAUGCUUUUUCAGAUAUCUGGAAGUUGCACUGGGUCAAACUGGACUCAUCAAGUUUAGUAUAGAUUCCUUUUUUUGUGCUUAUAGUGAAACGUCAGCACGUUUCUUGGCAAACUCCCACACCUUUAAGAUGCUUAAGUCAAUUGGCUUUCAGUCUCAUGCCUUAUUUCCUCCAAGGCAUGCCUUGAUUGCUCAGAAAUACACUUUUCUCUCACUGCUUAAGUUUGUCUGGGAGGAAUGAUAACAUAUCAAAUAGACUAUAUACAGAGUCUGUUUCCUUGGGGAGUUGUAAGCCAUGCAAUUACUAAAUUCUUCUAAAUUCUUUUUUUUCCCCCAAACCCUGCCCUCUAGCGUCUGUCCUACUAUCAGUUCAUAAAUAAUAGAACCAUUGAAACAAUACAUCAGCCUCUAGUUGAUCCUCCUAAAGUAGCCAUUAUAAUAAUCAAAUACUGUGUGAACAGGAAAGGAAAGCAUUACCUUUAAGAGAAGCUUUAAAAUAUGAAUUUAUCAAUAUUUCACAAGAAAUAGGUUUACAGAAGACAUUGGAAUAAAAUGUGUACCACUCUUUGCCUGAUGCUAUGAGGUACAUGAUUUAAAAAAAAAAAAAAAAAAAAAAACUCCCUUAGACCAGCAGCCAUUAGCAUAGAAAUGAUGGACUUCAAAAAGGAUAUGAUGUGAGCAGACGUUCCAUGUAGAAAUAUGCCCGUCUGAAUCGAAUCAGGAUUCUUGAACGGGGGAGAAGUGGUGGCAGGAAGCACAUUACAAAUAUGACCCUAGAUGGUCUGCAGUGAUGCUCUCAGUGACCCAGUCCAAGCUUUGCCAGCAUCCUUUUCCUCCAGGAAACGAUAGCUUUGUGGCCCAUGGCUGCUUAUCUAGACUUCACUUAGAGUUUAUCAACUGAAAGGUUUACAAAACUGAAUCUGGUUGAAUCUCUGUGUAGUGUUCAACUUUAAAGGGUCAACCCAUCUGUCGGCAUUUUGCACACGUAUGUAUUAUUAUGAUACAGCAUAUUACUUUAUGGUAAUUUUUAUUUUUACAUAUAACUACCUCCAUAAAUUUGAUGAAGCGGCAGCAGUGCGUUCAAGUGUAUUGUUCAGAAAAGCAAAGUUGAAAACUUUCUUAACCAUUAGGCCAUGGCGUUCUGUGUGUGUGUCAGUGAUGGACUACGUGGACUUGUGACUGUUUCAUUGCCAUGGUUUUUCUCUGACGGCAUUAUUUCACUCUCAGCUGUAAACCUGUCUCUCUUCUUCCCCACAAAAGCACACUUGAAUUUGUUAUGAAUGAAAAAGGAAGUUUAAAUUUCUUGUCUCCCCUGCCCCGGCUCCUGCCCCCAGCCCCGGACCUCAUUCCUGCUAGAGUUCUCUCCGGCGAAGAGCCAAUUGAUAAACAUAAUUUAGCAAGCUGUUUACUCCUAUAAAAUCGGAUUUGAAUUCUAGGUUUUCGGUCACAAGACACACCAGAAAUUUGGACUGCCAACUCUGAAGCACUUUGGGCCUCUCUGCCUUCACUACUUGCAUGCUACCAUAUCGAGCUCAGACUUAAUUUGAAUUAAAAGAGCUGUGCUUUGUAUCCACAACUUCUGUUCCAUAAUCCGUAUUUCAUUUUAUAUAUUUUGCACAUCUCAGGGGACCUUCAUAAGCAUAUGAAAAGGGGGGAAGGGGCUUCCCUGGUGGCGCAGGGGUUCAGAGUCCGCCUGCCGAUGCAGGGGACGCGGGUUCGUGCCCCGGUCCAGGAGGAUCCCACGUGCCGCGGAGCGGCUGGGCCCGUGAGCCAUGGCCGCUGGGCCUGAGCGUCCGGAGCCUGUGCUCCGCAACGGGAGAGGCCACAACAGUGAGAGGCCCGCGUACCGAAAAAAAAAAAAAAAAAAAGUAACAAAUGGCCACUUCUCCAGUGUUGUGAAGUUCAAGUUCAGGAAGCAUCCAUUGAAAGUUAAUCUGGAGUCACAACAAUCUGAACACCAGCUGUUCGCCAGUCUCCCUUUUUCAUAACCCAACCAGCAUUUCUAAAAUAUAAAUUUAAAUUAUAUUGCAGUCACCAUGGGAGAAAAAAAAAAAAAAAAAACCUGUCCAGCGGUAACGAAAGCAUUGUUUGUUUUUUAGGUUGGCACAGCUUUGUAAAAUUCUACCCAGGAUAAACCACUUAUCACCACAAAGUGUACUUGAAAAUAAAGUUUUUAACUUAAAUGAAAGGCAUAUUGCUCACAGUACAAUAGUGAUCUUGAUUUGAAAAGUCUUACAAUUUAUAACAUGGGCAGUAUUUGGAGCUUGGUUAAAAACCAACAACAACCUAUGAGGACUUCGCCAACUCAUUCUGGGAUCUCAAAGUGCUUCCAAAGCAUUCGGAGUCACAAUUAACAAAGCAGGUCAUAUUUGUAAUACCCAUACUUGAAAUGAAUAAACAGAAGGAGUGACACAAGAUUACCCAGAAACACAGUGGCAGCUAUCAGUGAUCUAUUUUCUAUCUGUUUGAUAGACCAUCAUGAGAAAUCACGAAAUACAAUGCUAUUUUUCUGAUGUGUGCUAAUAAAGUCAAAGAAAACGAAUACAACUUGAUACUUUUGUCCAUUUUCAUUCAAAAAGUUCAGGGUGUUGGGAAUUUUACAGGAAUCCACCCAAAUGCUAUUGUGGUCCAAGGUAGAUCACCCCUGUUUACAGUUUCAUCUUGGGCUUCUCUAAAUCCCAUGCUAAAAUACUGUCUUUCAGGAACACGACUGCUCCUGGCAGUGGGAGGUGCUGAAACAGAAAUUUUCAUUAAAAACGUCAAGUACUCUCCACAGUGCUUCUUAGCACAGCUGAAAUUCAGUACACUAUAUUGAGCCCUACUUUGAAGAAUCUGGAUUUCCCAGGGAAGCUGAUCUAGUUCUAAGCGUUUUUUCUCAAAUUAUGAGAGAAAAGAUCCUGGUCGGGGACCUUCUCCGUUUAUCACAGGCCAGUCACAGAACCAGCUGUCAGCGCGCUGUCAGGUGACAGUGGACCCCUGCAGAAGUGAUCCCUUCCUUCCCCCUCCUCCCCAGCCCCCCAGGCCCCUGCCACCCGUACUCUUCUGUUGAGCAAAUUUCUGCACACGUUGAGGGCUUGAGGAAGCUAGAACACAGGAAAAAUGAAUGCAGAAGACAUUGCUUUGCUCUGGGUUAGUAAAAUAUGGGCAGGAAAGAGAUUACUAUCAGUCUGAUCUUUGCCAAGUAAGAUAAAAGAAUCAGCCAUCACUCUGUCAACUCGGGAGGUUUUACAGUAUUAAGGAUACAUCCAAUAUUUUGCCAUAGAUUUUUAUUGAGGAGACAUUUCAUAAGUUACAUCCAUGAGAAAGUUCGUUAUUAAAUUUCCCGGUGUGUUGGAAAUAGACAUUGGCGUCUCCCUGAUGGAGUUAAUCUCUGCAUCUUUCACCGCAGCAUUCCAGGGAGGGAUUCCCCAGCCAAUGCUCCUCUCACACAGAAUCCUGUGUUCUUACACUUGUUCUAGGACUUAUAGUUGCUGAUUUGCAAGGCUUAGAAUUCUACAAGGCACAAGGGGAACUAAACCUGCUGCUGAUGAUUGUAUAUUUAUGAUCAGUUACAGGGCUUUGUCCGCUCGUUGCUGGCUUCAAAUGUGAACACACACACACACACAC